CAACACGUAAGGGAGGUGGGCACUAUUUAAACACUGGGUCAUUUAUCUGAGCCGGAGAAGCAGCACACCCUUGGAGCUGGGACUCUUGUUGACGCUUGUUACUUUCAGACCAAAGAUGGCGUGGCUACUCCUUGGUGUGGUGUUGUUAAUUCACGGGGCUGUGCAGUGUGAAGAAGCCUUCGAUAAACAUCUGGAUCCAGAAGUUAACAUGAACAUUAGUCAGAUUAUUUCCUACUGGGGGUAUCCGGCUGAGGAACAUGAAGUAGUCACUAAGGAUGGCUAUAUCCUGAGCGUUAACAGAAUCCCAUAUGGAAUAAAAAACAAGGGAUCCAAAGAGCUGAGGCCUGUGGCAUUUCUCCAGCAUGGUCUUCUGGCAGAUGGGAGCAACUGGAUCACCAACCUGCCCACCUCCAGCCUGGCUUUCAUUCUGGCCGACGCCGGCUAUGAUGUGUGGCUUGGCAACAGCCGGGGAAACACCUGGUCCAGGAAACAUGUGACGCUGAGCCCCGACGAGGAUGCAUACUGGGCUUUCAGCUUUGAUGAAAUGGCUAAGAAGGACCUCCCUGCAGUGAUAAACUUCAUUACCAAGAGUACAGGGCAGGAGCAGAUCUAUUAUGUGGGGCACUCCCAAGGCACUACCAUAGCUUUUAUAGCCUUCUCUACCAUGCCAGAGCUGGCAAGCAAGAUCAAGAUGUUUUUUGCCCUGGCUCCUGUGGCUACAAUUUCCUUUUCUACAAGCCCCAUGAAAAAACUGUCCACUGUUCAAGAGUUCCUGGUCUGGGAGCUUUUUGGAAGGAAGGACUUUUUCCCCCAGAGUGCCUUGAUAAAGUGGUUUGCUACUGAAAUCUGUAGUCAUGAGCCACUAGAUGUCCUGUGUGGGAACGUUUUCUUUGUCCUGUGUGGUUUUGACAAGAACAAUCUAAACAUGUCUCGUACCCCAGUGUACAUAACACACUGUCCUGCUGGUACGUCUGUACAGAACAUACUUCACUGGAGACAGGUGGCCAAUUCUAAGAAACUUCGUGCUUUUGACUAUGGCUGUACCGGAAACAUGGCACAUUAUAAUCAGUUGACUCCCCCGCUGUACUAUGUAAGGGACAUGAAGGUCCCGACAGCCCUGUGGUCUGGUGGGCAUGACACGCUGGCAGACCCCAAAGAUGUGACUGUGCUCCUCACCCAGAUCCCCAACCUGGUCUACCAUGAGGACAUCCCUCAAUGGAAUCACCUGGACUUCAUCUGGGGCAUGGACGCGCCAGAGCGCAUGUACAACCAAAUUGUUAAACUCAUGAAUCAGCAUGCUUAGAGGCCUCUGGGAGCAGAAACUAGGCCUUUUUGAAAUGUUUCAUGGGGUACAUUUUUAUCAGUCAAAUGUUUCCAAAUACGUUGAGCCAAAUCUAACAAAAAGGAGAGAUCUUUCUGAUGUUCAAAUUGAGGUGAAAUUGAAGGGUAAAAAAAUGUGGUUGCAUAAAACUGUUGAGAAAAGGCUUUUGCCGAUGACUUUCUAUGCAGUGAUGUAAUUUUGUUAAUUAUUACAGAAUCAACAUACAUUUAAUAAUAUAAUGCGGAUCAGUAACAUUUAAAAUAUUAAGAAAAGUUUGCCUUAUGCUUAAACUACUUUUUUAAAGACAUCCAUACCAUACCUGUUCAAGCAGAGAUAAAUGGAAAAUAUAUUUUUAACUAAUUUCAGACAAGGUACAGAUUUAUCUCAUCAUAUUUUUUUAAUAGAAUAAAAUAAUAGUAAUGGUAUAACACCAUCAAGAAACAAAGUAGUUGAAGGUAGGCGCAUUAAACUUUUGUUUUCAGUAGUUUCUUGCUAGCUUUUAAUCCAGUGAAAUUAUGUUCAUUUUCUAAAAUGUGUAUUACACCAUGCACUUGUUACUGCAAAUUUUCUAUUUUUUAAUUUUAAAAAGAGUAAUGCAGUCUUAUCUAUGUUAGUUUAAGCUAUGCAAAAUUUCCGUUUUACCAGGCUGCAAUUUGCGCUAUUUUUUGUGAGUGGAAAAUAGUAAUGUCACAGAACUAGUAUAAAAACAACUUCAGUAGAUUUCUGAGACACUUACCUUUCUAAACUGUCUUGUUAGAACUAUAACAUUGCUUUAUACUUCCUCCUAGGCCGUCCUACACUUGGUCUUCCAUAUGCCCCCUUAUAUAGACUAGAAGAUAUAUAUGUAUGGUAUAAACCACAACCAUGAUAUAUACUGGGCCUGCGCGUUAGAGGACUGAGUCUUAGACUUUUAACUUUUUGGGAGAGAGAGCUAAUAAAAAAGUGGAUUUCAUAAACAUGCCAGGUGUCAGUGUUUGGUAUUUGAGUUGAGUUAGAAUUGCCAAAAUGAAUUGAUUAAGAAUCUUUAACUAGCCAUUCAAAAAGACAUGAUUUUAAUUAAUGCAGGAACAACAAAAGAUAAUGAAGCUUGAGUAAUGAAGAUCGCCUGGUUGUUGUGGCAUGAUUGAAGGCGACCUGUCUGUGAGAGAUGUUACCCAGAGAAUAAAUUAGGGGUUUUAGGGCCGUGGUGAGUGGUUGCUGGAGGUUGGGAGUCAAAAUGGAGGCCAGUUUCCAAACAAUUGAACACAAAUGCAGUUGAUAUCACAUGGUAUAAAGGAAGGAAAUGUUUGUGUGGGGUUAUUGGGUGGGUUUAGAUUUAGGUUUACAGAGAAUAUGUGUGUUAGCCUGGGGCUCUUUCACCUCUUUUGUGUGGGUGAGCCAAGAAAGUCUGAGAGUCCAUAUUUAUAUUUUAGCACAGAUUGCACACUUUUAUUAUCUACAGAUAUUUUUUCCCCACUGGAACAAAAUCAGAACAAACAAACAAAAUCCUGGCUCCCUUGGAGCACUAACUAACACAUUUUCUUUGUAAAUCUAAACCAGGGAAGGAUAACUCCUUUUACCCUGUAAAAUCAAACCCUAUAUCUUAAAGAAUACAUUUCUUUGCUUAAGUUUCUCUUUCUCCAGGAACCACACCAGACCUCCUUUACCCAACAACCCCAAACAUGUGGUAUCAUCUUAAUCAGCUGCACCUGUGUUGAAUCAUUUGGAAACUGGCCUCCAUUUUGACUCCCAACCUCCCAUGUGGGUCCCAAAAUGACUGUCAGCAACCACUCACCAAGGUCCUAAAACCCCAUAGGGGCACCUGAGAGGAAGUGACAUCCAACACACCAGCAAAUGCCAACCAUAAGAAAAAUAGUUUUCCAAAGCUGUACAAUUGCUUUCUUCCAGUAAGCCCAUGUAUUUUUGGGAAAGACUUUUUGAUUAGUUUUUUUAAAUGUAUUUAUUUAUCCAUCCCCAUGAGGUCACAUGAAAAGGUUAAUAAAAUAUAGAAAAUUGCAUACUUACGCAUUGUUACUAGAAGACAAACUGCUCAUCAAAUUAAUAAAUCUUCUUUUAAAAACACUCCAAAACAGCAGCCUCUGUACUUCCCAAUGAUUCUAUUAAAUGUAGUGGUGUUUGUUUGCUGUGUGUAAAAUUAAUCUGUAAUUUGAAAGCUUGACUUAAUUUUUUUCAAAUUACAGGUUCAAUUCAAUUCAAAGUUCAGGUUGUGUACAAUACAUGCUGUAUGUUUUUAAUUGAACUACUGUAUGCUGUUGUAAUUGGACAAACCUUAAUUCUGAUGUACAAUACUGGACUUGAAUAAAAACCCUUGAAUUAA
Molecule: messenger RNA, 3638 nt
Organism: Polyodon spathula (Mississippi paddlefish)
Lineage: Eukaryota; Metazoa; Chordata; Actinopteri; Acipenseriformes; Polyodontidae
Product: lysosomal acid lipase/cholesteryl ester hydrolase-like
Exons: 10
Coding region: 116-1303 (395 amino acids)
Molecular function (GO): hydrolase activity, acting on ester bonds
Source: RefSeq, a predicted model, not a curated record